This is a messenger RNA of Amoebophrya sp. A25, 637 nucleotides long. The record is from the annotation of a GenBank genome assembly. Lineage: Eukaryota; Dinophyceae; Syndiniales; Amoebophryaceae.
GUUAUUUGGCGGGGAUGCAGCUGCAGGAGUUAAGACUUGUUGUUGUUCUUUUUCGAGGAGUAAUCUAAAUUAUAAUCGGGAUGAAGUAUCUCGUGAGAGGAGUGUUAGAGGAAAGAAAAUGAUUUAGAUCAGAGGAGUCAUGAUACUUUUAGAUUACUUACGCGCACUUCAACUUCUUCUUCAAUGCAUAUCUGCAUCCGCGCCAACGCCAAGUAAUGGAAAGGCAAUCCGACGUCUUCCCUCUAACAGCCGAAAAUCAAGUACUAAAAGGAAUUGCUCACCCCUGAAGCCGCUGGAGUAUCAGAGUGAAAGGAAGGUGGAUGAAGAGACUGGGGAAGAAGUUUACGUUGACAAGUUGUGGAUAGAUUGGAGUACAUUGCGACGACAGCUAUUUGAAGCGGAAAAAGAAGCACGAUGGACUGUACUACAAAAGCAUGGGCUUGUGGAGGUGGAGAAUGAUUCUUCCGCGGUUGCUGGUGACAGUGGUAAAGACGCAACUCCUCCUUCUGGUGCCGAGCAGAACGAAGAGGUUGCAGUGACUUUGACUCCUACAGGGCUAAGCGAAUAUUAUCCCUUUAUCCGAGGUAAGAAGACUCAAUUCGAUAGCGUAUUGGUGCCGCGGGGUACACGAGCAGAG